AUGAAAAUCACAAGCAGUGAGACUGAUUCAUUCAUUGAAGAGAAUUUGUUAAAUGAUAAUGAUGAGCGUGCGAUAAAUGAUGUCAUGUUCAAAAUAAAAAUUAGGGAAGAUAAAGAUAACGGAUUCUCGAGUGACGUUGAUUCUUCUCUCGACAAUUCUGACGAAUGGAAUAAUUUAUUGGAUAGUCUCAUCAACGAGCGCAAAGCAUUCGUAACAAAAUGUAGACAAGAAUUCAACAACAACAAAUUACCAGAAUACUUCGAUCGAUGGACAAUUAAACAGCAGUACGAUCACCUAAUAAGUAAUAUCAGCAAAUACUUCCCAAAUAUACCCGAAUCUUUGAGGUCCAUAUUGCCGGCAAUCUUCGAAAAUGGAGAUUUCAGUGAACAAAGAGGAAAUACGAAACCAGAUUGGUUAAUAAUGGAUAAAUUUUAUCGUGGACAGCACUUUGCUGAACGUCAUUUCAGCGCGAUUUUUAUGAGUCAAGUUAUGGGUCUAAUUCAGAUAUUUAGUUUCACUGACGGAAUGAGAACGCUGAUCUUCAGUCAAGAGUCAAACACUCCAUACAACGCUUUUGUGCGAUACCUCAGGACGGCCAACAGCUUCAGAAACUGGUACACGAGUGAUCCUUGGUGCCAAGGUACGCCAGCUUAUCGCGAUAUCCAGAGAGUGCGAAGAUUACACAGUGCCAUGAGAUCGAAAUUGUGCAAGAAAAGCUUUGAGGAGAUUGAUCGAGACAGUAAGAUUCAAAAUGUAUGGUGUCCUAUUUUGGGAAAAAUCACGAAAGACUUCGCAAAUACGUGCCCGAUGGCGAAGAGCCAGCAAUGUCCUUAUACGAUGGUGAGAACGAAAAGUCUGAACCAAGGUGACAUGGCGGGCACGUUGUUCAGUUGCAUGGGUUUGGCAGUGCUUUAUCCGGAGCAGUUCGGAAUAUAUGCUAGCGACGAAGAUCUGGAGGCUUUUUGCCAUCUCUGGCGUAGUUUGGGCUACCUGCUGGGCAUACAAGAUCAGUAUAACUUCUGUCGCGGUAAUUUACAGGAAAUACGCCAACGGAGUAAAGAUUUUAUUGAGUACUGGGUAAAACCGAAUUUCCGCGAGGUGGGACCAGAGUGGGAGCACAUGGUCAUGUGUGUUUUUGAAGGCUUAGUUUAUAUAGAUCUUCCAUCCAACUACAAAGUGUUUAUACUUUAUCUUUGUGACAUACUUGAACUCAAUAUGCCUCGCCUGUACAGUUCUUUCAGUCUAUUGGAGAAAAUAUUUUAUGCGCUGCAGAAAUUUAUGUUCUCUUACAUGAUGAAACUACCUGGUGUCAAUUUUAUCAUAAAUAAGAUGACAAACGCAUAUAUAAAUCGGGCAGCUACCUUUAAAAGCAUCAAACAUGCCAAACUUAAGAAAAAGUCAUCUAAAAUAUUCGAAGAGUUUAUACCGCUUAAAUUCGACAAUAGAACCUUGUAA
Molecule: messenger RNA, 1455 nt
Organism: Atta colombica
Lineage: Eukaryota; Metazoa; Arthropoda; Insecta; Hymenoptera; Formicidae
Exons: 1
Coding region: 1-1455 (484 amino acids)
Molecular function (GO): oxidoreductase activity
Source: RefSeq, a predicted model, not a curated record